Messenger RNA from Pristis pectinata (smalltooth sawfish), 2250 nucleotides. RefSeq names its product PRELI domain-containing protein 1, mitochondrial-like. Gene Ontology annotation, cellular component: mitochondrial intermembrane space. Gene Ontology annotation, biological process: phospholipid transport. The coding region runs from base 557 to 1204 and encodes 215 amino acids. The transcript has 7 exons. NCBI's taxonomy places the organism in Eukaryota, Metazoa, Chordata, Chondrichthyes, Rhinopristiformes, Pristidae. The record is from RefSeq and is a predicted model, not a curated record. Gene Ontology annotation, molecular function: phosphatidic acid transfer activity.
AGGCAGCAGUACAGUGCAAGACAUAAAAUUACCAUAAAUUACAGAAAUAAAUAGAGCAAGGAAAAAGGAAUAAUGAAUAGUGAGUCGCAGACAAUUUGAGUUGUUGGGCACUGUUAAGAUGGAACAAUCAGAUUUGUUUGCAGUUUUGCCCAGAUGAGCAAUUCUCCCCUCUCUUUGGCGAAUAGUUUAUCACUCUGCCUUAACUGAAGGUACUGAGAAGCUGCAGUUUUGCUCAGAUGAGCAAUUCUCCUCUGUCUUUGGCGAGUUGUUUGUCUCUGCCCUCAGUGAAGGUGCUGGAAGUUGCUCCCAUUCACCCCUCCACAGCCACCGACACAGGGCGCCUGCGCAAACCCCGUACCCUUCCCCCCCGGAAGUGGAAGGGUCGCCGCCAGAGGACGGGGAGGCUGAGGAUGGGGAGGAGUUGUGAUGAUGGGCGGCUCCAGCUGGUAAAAGAACAUGAAACAGGCCAUCUCGCAUCAAGGAAUGAUAAUCUCUGCCCACUUGACCAAAGAACCAAGCUCAGUUUUUAUUGAUUUAUUCUUAUCUUCUGGGAACAAUGGUGAAGUAUUUUCUGUGUCUGAAUGACCUGAAGAGUUCAUGGGACCAAGUAUUUGCUGCAUUCUGGCAGCGCUAUCCCAACCCUUACAGCAAACAUGUACUUACAGAGGAUGUAAUCCAUCGCGAGGUAACACCUGACAGGGUGAUUUCCCGAAGACUACUCACCAAGACGAGUAUAGUCCCUCGGUGGGCAGAGAGAUUAUUUCCUUCUAAUGUUGCCCACUCAGCCUUCGUUCUAGAAGAUUCGGUAGUGGAUUUAAAACACAAAACUUUGACUACGUUUACCCGGAACAUCAAUCAUUCAAGGCUUAUGGUCGUACAGGAGUGUUGCGUAUAUGGAUUACAUCCUGAGAAUAUGAACUGGACUCAAAUUAAACGUGAGGCUUGGAUUUCUUCAAACUUGUAUGGCUUCUCACUCGCUAUUCAGGAAUGCGGCCUUGCCAGCUUUAAGAACAGCAUAACUAAAACCAUGAAAGGUUUUGAGUACGUUCUGGCUAGAAUGCACGGUGAAACACCAAUGAAGACAUUGAGGGAGACUGCUAAAGAAGCAACCGAGAAGGCUAAGGAAACAGCCCUGGCAGCUACAGAAAAAGCAAAGGAUCUAGCCAGCAAAGCAGGACCGCAGAAGAAAAAGCAAUAUGUCUAAGACUUUCACCCUUCAUUGUGUGCGAAAAUGCAAAAAUCAAUUAGUGGAGUCUGGUAUGCAGAGCAGUCACAUGACCAUCAACUGUUGAAUGCAAUUUCACUUGGAAUUUUUAUAGAAAUUUAAUCAAUCAGUCCAAUGGAUUUAGUGGAAUGGAUCCUAAUGAGGCUAUUGACACUAUCUAUGUGAAAUAUUUAUCAUUAAUGAAACAAAACCAAUGAAGUAAUUUUAAAUCAGUAUUUCCAAAUUUAAGAUAAUUUCAAGCUAUUUUGAAGUAUUUCAAAUUAAAAACAGUUUCUCUGGUCCCUGGGCAAGCUUGUCAAAAUUUAUUAUUUGCAGAAUUUUGUUUUAAAAGCUGUUGGGGGUUGGGUGGGGGAGGGAAGAAUAAGAGAACCAUUUCUUUGAAAAAAAUAUGGUUGUGGGUUGGUGCAAUAAAGAGAAAAGUAUUGUGAUGCAAGAUAAUUAAAUACAUGUACUGUAAGUAUGCUUUUAUCUAGUGCAUCUUUACCAAAACUGGAUAUUCUUCAGAUCAUUGCAACUGAAUUUGUAAUCAGAUCUGCCUCAAUGACCCCCUCUACUGAGAAACUGGCUAAUCUGUUCCCCACAGUGACACAAGAUUUUUAUCUGCAUUUCAACCUGUCACCAAUGUUACUACUUUUUCCAAACCCCAUUGUAAUUACCUUUGGGACAGGGAAACAUUUGAUUGAUUGUUGAUGUGUGUUGGAGCAAGAGUCUGUAAUACUCAAAUCACAUAAAACCUCACAAAAUAAGCUAGAGGUUCUCUGUGCCUGGUUUGGGACCAGUAAUGUAUUUCCAUUUAAUUUUAACUCUUUGAUUUUCCUCUUUGGUUCCUUGCGCCAGAAGGUGGGUAGUUCAAUCUCAACAGCUCUAUCUGUUAACUUCAGCUCUGUAUCAAAGUAGAGCCUUCGUUGAAUUUGGAGACAAAUCUUUAAAAUUCAAGUUGAAGGCACAACAGAUUGAUGUGCUCAACAACUCUGGGGGGGAAAAAAACAGCAGGAAUUGUGGCAUUUACUAAUUAUAAAUACAUU